This is a messenger RNA of Parathielavia appendiculata, 1873 nucleotides long. RefSeq names its product Zn-dependent exopeptidase. The coding region runs from base 33 to 1589 and encodes 518 amino acids. The record is from RefSeq and is a predicted model, not a curated record. The transcript has 3 exons. Gene Ontology annotation, biological process: proteolysis. Gene Ontology annotation, molecular function: aminopeptidase activity; metalloexopeptidase activity. Lineage: Eukaryota; Fungi; Ascomycota; Sordariomycetes; Sordariales; Chaetomiaceae.
AUUCGAUAUCCCCAAAGUGUUUGUUCUUCAGAAUGAAGACCAUCACUUCUUCCCUCCUCACUCUGGCCUUCUCGGCCCUGGCCUCUGCCACCGACGGACCGGGAAAGGGGCAUGACGGCCCCGGCGGGCACCAUGGCGGCGAAUGCAAGCGGCCCCUCGUCACCUCGGAGAAACUGCAGUCGCGCAUCAAGACCGAGGACCUGCUCGCGGGCUCUCAAAAGCUGCAGGACUUCGCCAACGCCAACGGCGGCAACCGUGCCUUUGGCGGUGGCGGCCACAACGCCACCGUCGACUACCUCUACGAGAGCCUCACGGCCCUCAAGUACUACGACGUGGUGAAGCAGCCCUUCACCGAGAUCUACUCGGAGGGAACCGCCACGUUCACAGUCGACGGCCAGGCCUUCGAUGUGAAUGUCAUGACCUACACCCCCGGUGGCGAGGCUACCAAGCCCCUGGUUGCCGUCGCCAACCUGGGCUGCGAUGUCGCCGAUUACCCGGCCACAAUCUCGGGCAACAUCGCCCUCAUCUCCCGCGGCAGCUGCACCUUUGCCCAAAAGUCGCUCAACGCUAAGGCUGCCGGCGCCGUAGGAGCGGUUGUUUACAACAACGUGGCUGGCGAGCUCUCGGGCACCCUCGGCGAACCCUUCCUGGAGUACGCCCCGGUCGUGGGCCUCAGCCAGGAAGAUGGUACAGCGCUGCUGGAGAAGCUCGCGGCGGGCGAGGUGACGGCCACUCUCGAUGUCGACGCAGUGGUGGAGGAGCGCGUCAGCUACAACGUCAUCGCCGAGACCAAGGAGGGCGACCACAACAACGUCCUGGUUGUGGGCGGGCACUCGGACUCGGUGCCGGCGGGCCCAGGUAUCAAUGACGAUGGCUCCGGCAUCAUCGGUAUUCUCACCGUGGCCAAGGCAUUGGCCAAGUUCCGCGUCAACAACGCCGUUCGCUUCGCGUUUUGGAGCGCCGAGGAGUUCGGACUGCUUGGUUCGUACUACUACAUGAACUCGAUCAACAGCUCCGAGACAGAACUGGCCAAGAUUCGCGCCUACCUCAACUUUGACAUGAUCGCGAGCCCCAACUACAUUUACGGCAUUUAUGAUGGUGAUGGCAACGCGUUCAACCUCACCGGCCCCGCCGGCUCCGACGUCCUCGAGCGCGACUUCGAAGCCUUCUUCCAGGGCAAGUCCACCCCUUCGAUCCCGACCCCCUUCAGCGGCCGUUCGGAUUACGCGGCUUUCAUCGAGAACGGCAUCCCGUCGGGCGGCCUGUUCACGGGCGCCGAGGAGCUCAAGACGGCCGAAGAAGCGGCGCUGUUCGGCGGCGAGGUCGGCGUGGCGUACGACGUGAACUAUCACAAGAAGGGCGACACCAUCGACAACCUGGCGUUGGACGCGUACUUGCUGAAUACGCAGGCCAUUGCCGACAGCGUGGCCAAGUAUGCGCGCAGCUUUGAGAGCCUGCCGGCAGUCGAGGCCAAGACGCGGCGCUGGGAUGCGGAUCGCGCGAGGAUGCUCAAGAGGAGCGGCGGUGUGCAUGGCCAUGCGCAGAAGCAUGCCCAUGCGGGGCCUUGCGGUGGUGGGCCGACUAUCUGAGAAUAGAUAGCGGUUUCUGAGUAGCGAGCGGCCUUGAAGCUGGGUUCUGUGUCUUUGUUGGAAGUGGGGAGAUGGCCGAUGAAUGUAUGUAUCAACGAUACCGUGAGCGAUGGAUGACGGUCCGGGUACAUACGACAUAACGAGAAUGAAUAAUGUGGCAUCAGCCAUUGGUGUAUCGUCCAUCAUAUGUCAGCACAGCUAUCCACUUCAACUGCUGUCUUGAACCUUGCCCAUUCGGGCUAUCACUCAAGUAUCUGUUGAUCGACUGUUGAAGAAAUGUGUAG